Messenger RNA from Chara braunii, 2134 nucleotides. The record is from the annotation of a GenBank genome assembly. NCBI's taxonomy places the organism in Eukaryota, Viridiplantae, Streptophyta, Charophyceae, Charales, Characeae.
GAGGAGGACUAUGUGAGAGGGGGGUGAGUUCUUUUCAUCUCAAGAGCCCGGCCACUCAGGCCCAAUGUGAAAGAACCACGUGGAAGGACUCACAAUUCAUGGUCAAAGAUGCCAUGGGAAUCGAGCGUCCAGUCCUUUUGGAUGAGCCGCGAGUCCCAAGUAACCUUCCUCAAUGCAAUGCAAUUCUGCAAAAAGUGGCGCAGGCACAAAGCUGAUGAGCAAAUGUAUAUAGCCUUUGUUAGGCCUGCUCAUGUGCCUUCUAUUUUUGCUGUACAUAAUGAUUCUACUUUGCAUGUUGUUUCUACCUCGGAUGCAACUACUUCUACCUCUACUAAAUCCAUCUCUAGUCCAAAUGACUCUAUUUCUAAUCCUGUUGUGUUGGCUGCACCUAUGACAUCCGAUAUGCUUGCUCCUGAGAGUGAUGAUCCCCCUCCGGAAGUUCCGCUGGAAAUUUGCAACCUUCUCAACCGAUUUCCUGAAGUCUUGGCCGAACCGCAUGGAGUUCCCGUGCGUCCGGUCCGACACAAGAUCGAGUUGAUUGAAGGUAGCUCUCCUCCAAAAGGUUGUGUCUACCGAAUGGGCUCAGGCGAAUUGGAGGAGUUGCGAAGGCAGAUUGAUGAUAUGAUUGGGAAGGGAUGGAUCAAACCAAGUGAGUCUGAGUUUGGUGCACCGGUUCUGUUUGUCCCUAAGAAAGGAGGCAAAUUGCGGAUGUGUAUUGAUUACCGCGGAUUGAAUCGGAUCACAAGAAAGAAUGCAUAUCCUUUGCCACGUAUCGAUGAUUUGCUUGAUGCUGCAAGUGGGUGCAAAGUCUUCAGCAAGAUCGAUCUCAAGUUUGGCGACCACCAGAUUGAAGUCGACCCUGCAGACCAGCACAAAACCGCAUUCAAAACUCGCGAUGGGCUGUACGAGUUUACCGUCAUGUCCUUCGGCCUCACGAAUGCGCCAGCCACCUUUCAAAGUCUCAUGGACAAAGUGUUCCGCUAUCAGAUUAACUGGUUUGUUGUUGUUUACCUAGAUGACAUACUCAUAUUCAGCAAAUCGAUGGAGGAACACAUGAGACAUCUUGAGGAAGUGUUGCAGGUCCUCAAGGAAGUGCAGCUCCAUCUCAACUUGGAAAAAUCUGAGUUUGGGAGGGAUAGCGUCAUCUACCUUGGGCACCGGUUGUUUGCUGCAGGUCUAGAGCCUGAGGCAACCAAGGUUGAGGUCAUCCGCAAUGGGCCUCAACCGGCGAAUGUCCGCGAGCUGUGUUCUAUUCUUGGUCUUGCAUCAUACUACCGUAAGUUUGUGCCUAAAUUUUCUAUCAUCGCCCGUCCGCUGUCCAAAUUGACCAGCAAGAAUGUGUCCUACACAUGGGAUGGGGAAUGCACGACAACCUUCCAAGCACUAAAGGAGGCUUUGGUGAGUCAUCCGGUGCUCCGCAUUGCAGAUCCCAAACUCACAUUCGUAGUGACUACGGAUGCCAGUUUGUAUGGGAUUGGUGCAGUGCUGCAACAAGAUGACGGCGACGGCUUACGUCCGCUAGAAUUUUACAGCAAACGUAUGCCCAGCCACAAGGUAGUUGCCUCCACUUACAUGCGAGAGCUCUAUGCCUUGAGAGAGGCACUAGACCAUUGGAAGCACUAUCUGUUGGGUCGCCAUUUCAAAAUGUUCUCGGAUCACAAGACCUUGAAAUGGAUUUAGACACAGAACAAUCCCUCAACUACACGGACCCGCUGGCUGCAUGAGAUUGUUGUGUAUGAUUUCGAACUUAGACACAAGAAGGGUUGUUACAAUCAUGUUGCGGAUGCUUUGUCUCGCCACCCUGAGUACAUGACUUGCCUUGUAGGUUCCUAUGACCUGCGUAAAAAUUUGAAAGAGGAACUCAUUGAGCAUACUGCCAAGGAUCUGGAACUCAGUCCCAUCCUUGAGCAGAUUCGGGCUGACCCUAACAGUCAGCCUGAUUUCCAUGAAUGCAAGGGCCUUCUCUUCCGACGCUACGAGAAGCAUGACCGAUUGUGUGUGCCCAACCAUGAGCCGAUCAUGACCCACUUUUUGGAUUUGGCUCACGGCCGGAGUGGGCACUUCGGUGUUGAGAAGACAUACGGAAAUCUGUUGGAAAAGUUUGUGUGGCCUGGAAUGAAAAGAAUGGCACAAA